Molecule: messenger RNA, 4534 nt
Organism: Phlebotomus papatasi
Lineage: Eukaryota; Metazoa; Arthropoda; Insecta; Diptera; Psychodidae
Product: estradiol 17-beta-dehydrogenase 11
Exons: 7
Coding region: 295-1440 (381 amino acids)
Cellular component (GO): lipid droplet
Molecular function (GO): oxidoreductase activity, acting on the CH-OH group of donors, NAD or NADP as acceptor
Source: RefSeq, a predicted model, not a curated record
AAGUUGUUACAUCAAAAGAAAGCAAAAGUGCAAAGUCUGAAAUCGUGCAUCUUGUGGAGGCUCUCAAUGGUGAUGUUAUAGUAAAUGGCUAAAAAGUGAAAUGUAUUAUUCUCUCCUCGUGUAGCUUUUGCAUUUGGUUCAGUUUCUAAAAAGUAAAAACAUUAUAUAUAAUUAUAAGUUGAAUAUCAACGUGUUGAGGGACUUGUAUACAUGAAAUAAUUCCUCAUUUUGUAACUCUCUUGAUAUUAUAUUGUCAAUUGUAUGAUUCUUCAAGUGAAAGUGAAAUUGUGAAAAAUGACCGCGAGUAGCGGAAAACACUUAACAUCACAGGCUUCGAAUGGAAAAUCGCCUUCAACGUCUUCAUCAGAGGCCACCAAUAUGCUUAGAACGGCUAUUUACACCAUUGUGGACGUUAUUGUAUUCCUCCUUGUCUCAUUGGGAUAUUGCAUUCAGGAUUGGUAUUUUAUAAUAUUUGGCAUGCCAAAAAAGAGCCUCAAAGGUGAAUUGGCUCUCGUAACUGGAGGCGGAGGUGGACUUGGAAGACUUUUAGCUCUAAGACUGGUUCGUGCUGGUGCUUCAGUUGUACUUUGGGACAUCAAUCCAGAAGGUUUGGAUGAAACCACAAAACUUGUGCAGUCAAUCGGUGGCUAUUGCAAGAGUUACGUGGUGGACAUCUCCAAGAGAGAGGAAGUGUACAAAGCAGCUGAUCAGAUGCGAAAUGAAAUUGGUGAUGUAACCAUUCUUAUCAACAAUGCCGGAGUAGUUUCCGGACGAGUCUUACUGGACACUCCGGAUCAUUUGAUUGAGCGAUCAUUCAAUGUCAAUGUUAUGGCUCAUUUCUGGACGGCUAAGGCCUUCCUGCCCCAAAUGCUGGAAAGUAAUCAUGGUCACAUUGUGACAAUUGCUUCUCUUGCCGGACAAGUUGGUAUCUCCAAACUUGUUGACUACUGCUCAAGUAAAUUUGCUGCUGUUGGAUUUGAUGAAGCCAUCAGAUUGGAAUUGGAAUUUCUGGGUGCCAAAGGAGUCCAUACAACUUGCAUUUGUCCGUAUUUCAUUCAAGCAACAGGAAUGUUUGAUGAUGUUUAUGCGAGAUGGGUGCCAACCCUGAAGUCAGAGGAUGUAGCAGACAGAAUAAUUGCAGCCAUUAGAAGGAAUGAGAAACUGGCGAUUGUACCUUCCUACCUCAGAUUUAUGCUAGCACUCAAAUGGAUAUUUCCAUGGGGUUGCACAGCAGGCUUCCUGAAACGCCUCGUGCCAGAUGCCUCUCCUCAGCACAGUCUUCAUGCCACUGAGGCCAUUCCGAUAGUCAAUAAUAAUGCAUCAGGAAAGAGCAAAAUUAAUGGGGUAAACAGUCAAUUGAGCAAUAAUAAUGAUAUAAAAGCAGUUCAAACUUCACCUCAUCUGGUGCACAGGGUUUCAGUGGGUGAAAGGGUGCACUGAACUAUUUUAUUGUGACGUAAUUUUGCCUUCAAAUUGCAGUUUCACUUACAUUGACCAUUGAGAAUUUUAAAUGUUUAUUCUUCUCUUCAACUCAAAACCAAAUUGAUCUCUUUCAUAAAUAUUUAAGCCACGAUAAAUAAUUUUCAAUUUGCAAUUUCAAGUAUAACAUUCCAAAACAAAUUAGGAAUUAAAACAGAAAACAUUUCAAUAUUCCUAUAAAAAUGCAAUAAAAUUUGCAUUAUAGGUAAAUGGAGCGUAAAAUUUUGUAAUUGAGAAUUAUAGUCCAAGAACUCUAAAGAUCAAAGAAUUGGUAUUUUUUGAGCAUUUAACGAAAUGCAAGGGGUGAGUCAUAUGAAAAGAUCAGGUCCUUUUGAUCAAUGAAUGGCGAAAAAUGUUCUCGGAAAUCCAAGCCAUUCAAAAGAAUUAAAAAAAGAAAAAAACCCGAAAGAGUAUUCGAAAUAGAAGAAAACUUUGAACGAAACCUAAGAAAUAUUGGACACUUUUUGCAUAAUCCGAAGAAAACUUUCGAGAAACGUUCUCGGAAAUCCAAGACCUUCAAAGAAAUUAAAAAAAAAAAUAACAAAGAAAAUCAAAAACCCGAAGGAAUAUUCGAAAUUGAAAAAUGUUUGUACGAAACUUAAGAAACCUUUAACACUUUUCCCAAAAUUCGAAGAAAACCUUCAUAAAACGUUUUUGUAGAUCCAAAACCUUUGAAUAAUAUUUAAAAUAUAUUUAAAAUUCUUAAGAUGUUCUAAAAAAUUGAAGAAAAGUUGGAGGACAUGGAAAAAACCUUAAACACUUUUCGCAAAAUCCGAAGAAAACGUUCGAGAAACGCUUUUGUAAAUCCAAGACAUUCAAAAGAAUUAAAAAAGACAAAGAAAGUCAGGAAACCCGAAAGAGUAUUCCAAAUUAAAGAAAAGUUUGAAUGAAACCUAAGAAACGUUGGACACUUUUUCGUAAAAUCCGAAGAAAAUUUUCGAUAAACUUUUUGGAAAUCCAAGACCUUUAAAAAAAAAUUAAAAAAACAACAACAAAGAAAUUCAAGAAAUCCGAAAGAGUAUUCCAAAUUGUACGAAACCUAAGAAACAUUUAAUACUUUUACCACAAUUUGAAGAAACCUUUUUUGAAACGUUUUCGUAGAUCCAAAACCUUUGAAUAUAUUUAAAAGUAAAUUCUAAAAAAUUGAAGAAAAGUUGAACGAAACACAAAAAAACUUAAACACAUUUCGCAAAAACCGAAGAAAAUAUUCGAGCAACGCUUUUGUAAAUCCAAGACCAUCAAAGAUAUUUGAGAAACCCAAGAAGCUCAAGAAACUCUAAAGAGUAUUCGAAAUUUAAGGAAAAUUUGUACGAAACCUAAGAAACCUUUAACACUUUUCUCAAAAUUCGAAGAAAACCUUCGUGAAACAUUUUCGUAGAUUCAAUGCCUUCAAAUAUGUUUGAAGAAACCCAAGAAAUUCGAGAAUUCUAAAGAGAAUUUCGAAAUUAAAGAAAAAUUGAACGGAACACAAAAAACCUGAAACACUUUUCGCAAAAACUGAAGAAAGCCUUCGAGAAACGCUUUCGUAAAUCCAAGACCUUCGAAGAUAUUUAAGAAAUCCAAGAAACUCAAGAAACCCUAAACAAUAUUCGAGAAACUUGUGGAAAGUUUGUACGAAACCCAUGAAACCUUUACCACUUUUUGCAAAAUUCGAGAAAAUUUUCCAGAAUCGUUUCCGUAAGUCCAAGACCUUCGAAGAUAUUUGAGAAACCCAAGGAAUUUAUGAAACCUUAAAAAAUAAUUGAGAAACCCAUGAAAAGUUUAUACGUAACUCAAAAAACCUUAAACACUUUUCGAAAACCUUCAGGAAUGUUUAAGAAACUCAAAAGAUCUUUAAAGAAAUCCAGAAGAACUUGUUGCGAAAUCAAAGAAACCCUUUAUAAUUUUCGCUAAACAUAGAAAAAACUAUGAGAGAUCUUAGCGAAACCCAGAAAAAUUAAAGAUUUUUCCAGAAACCGAGGAAAUUAACCAAUAUAUCAAUGAAACGUUUCGUUAAACCUAAGAUACCCAAGGUUUCCUAGAUACACGAGGAAAGAUUUCACGAAACUCAAGACACAUUGAAAAGUUUUUGCAAAACCGAACAAACUAAAGAGAAGUUUCGUAAAACCCAAAACAAUCAAGAAACUUUUUAGAAUACUUGAAAUAUUUCAAGAUACUUAAAAAGGGUGCCCGAAAAUGGAGAAACUUUUAGAGAUGUUUAAAGAAGACGUACGUGAGGUUAGAAUUGUGACAUUUUUAAGGUUAACCUUCAAUUCUGAGUUGUAAAACAUGCAAAAUCUCUUUAUUUCAAAUAGAAAUGUUAUCCUGAUAGGAAGUUAUGAAACUUUUUGAUAACUUAAAUUCCAUGAAUUAGGGGAAAGUACUCUCCUUCGAACGUUUAUAUUUAUACCUUAGAAUAAUGUGAUUUUUUGAAGUUUUCCUACGAGAUUUACACAUUUCUAUUAAAUGUUAUUUAGCUUAUUAUCAAUUAUUGAUAAUUAUGUGGAAAUCAUGUGGAAAUCUCCUAGAAAAAGUAAAAGAAAUUCACAUUAUUCGAAGGCAUGAACGUUCGAAGGGACAGUACUUUUCCCUACUUGUGCUCUUUGUGGUUAUGUGAGGUUAUGUUCAACAUAACCUUACAUUUCAUAAUGACAUUUUGGUAAAUUUGUAAAAAAAAACUUGGCUUAUGAUUACUUCAUUGCAAAAUUUUACAAAGAAGCUAAGAAUAAUGUUAAAAAUCUAAAUAAUAAUAAAUAUUCUCUAAAAUAUUAUCUGCUUGUGAUUAAAUAUUUAAUAAAAUGUUGAUAAUCCCAAAAUUUCAAAUUCAAUCUGGCAAUGUAAAUGAAACCAAUAUAUUUGACUAUGUAUGUAUAUAAUUAGUAAUUAAAAGAUUACUUCGUGAUUUUAGGAAAUACUAUGACUAAUAGAAAUUAUAAAAAAAAGUAAUUUGAGAAUUGUGGUAUGGCCAAAUAAGCUUAAGGGUUUUAAAAAUUAGGAGAUUUGUAAUAUUAUUUCUGAGACUUUUAUAUAUUGUACAUAUUUUUUUUCAAAUAAAAUGCUGAUGUGAUUCCAAGAA